This is a messenger RNA of Misgurnus anguillicaudatus (oriental weatherfish), 1597 nucleotides long. Lineage: Eukaryota; Metazoa; Chordata; Actinopteri; Cypriniformes; Cobitidae. The record is from RefSeq and is a predicted model, not a curated record.
CAUCAUUGACAAGCUGUCAGUUAUUUCCCCAUGAGCACAUCUAAGACCUUCCUAGACUGUAAAAACCCGGCUCACACCUCGUUUCAUUUCAGAACAUAUCUUGCCAUUUUGAAAGACACAUAUCUGUUUGUCACUAACAAAGAGUGCCUUUUUACAUGUAUGCUUUUCUACUUCUCAUGUAGUAUAGCUUUGUAAGAAAUGUGUAUUGCUUGAGACUGGCAACCUUUUUAAGAAUGGUAGAAAACAACUCAACAGACUCCAGCACAGCCUUCUCGAUUCCACGAGGAAGAGAGAAAAUCAUUAUCGUCUUCAUACUGUCAGCAUUCUUCCUUUAUGUAAAUAGCUUAUUAAUAAUCACAUUUUAUUCAAAGGAAUAUUUUCGCACCAAGAUGCGUUACAUAUUUUUCGGCCAUGCCUUGUUUUGUGACUGGCUGUUUUUGUUCUUGGCAAAUUUUUUUCUCCUCUUAAUCUUCCUCGAUGUUGCCAUUCCUGUAUGGAUAUGUCUUAUUAUGUGUUAUGCAAUGGACAUAUUGACUUUUACUUCUCCUCUGACUCUCACUGCUAUGAGUUUGGAGCGUUACGUUGCCAUCUGCAUGCCCCUGCGACACUCAGAGCUCUCCAGCGUUCCCAGAUCUUUCCACAGCAUUAUCAUCAUCCACGCUGUCUGCUCUAUAGAGCCCAUUACAAUGAUUUUUAUCUAUAUGGCCUCGGUUCCUCAACACAUAUACUUGUCAGAUGCUAUAUGUCAGACAGAAGUGUUUAUCAUUAACAACUGGCAAAAUGAUCUGAACGUAGUUAUGACUAACAUGUACUUUGUGGUAAUGUUCUGUGCCAUUUUAUUUAGUUAUGUCAAAAUAACUCAAGCUGCAAAACAUGCAACCUCUGCUGAUAGUAAAUCAGCUGCACGAGGUUUGAAAACUGUGAUGUUGCAUGGAGUGCAGAUGCUGCUCUCACUGGUCCAGCUGUGGUGUCCGUUUGUUGAGGAGGCUUUAUUAGAUGUCGAUAUAUAUGUUUACAUGGAAGUCAGGUAUUUUAAUUAUGUUGUAUUUAUGCUUUCCCCACGCUGCUUAUGUCCACUUGUAUACGGGCUGAGAGAUAAAAAGUUGUUUAUGGCUUUGAAACAUUAUGCAUUUUGUGCACUUAAAAAGGUUUCACCGCAGAAUAUAUGAACAAGGUUUAUGUUCAUGUUUAUAAUGUCACAUCUUCUUAAUAUACUGUAUUUUAAAAAGUAUACUUGUUUAAUGUAUUGUUAUCUUUUUACUUUGAGUUUUAAUUGCUUCACUGAUAAAAAAAAACAUCUGGAUAUGUCCUGGUCAAUAACAGCUCUGACAAGAAAAUAAAUAUACUCUGACAGGAGCUUGUACAGACCAUACUGGCAAAAACCAGUGCUGAUUUAUUUAUCAUGUUUAUCUUACUGCAAAUGUGUGUUUAUUGUUAAGAUUGCUAUGGCUUAGUUUUGCUACUUUGUACAAACUAUUGCAUUGCAUUUGCAAAUCAUUUCAUUUCUCAUUAUUGUUAACAUUAUACAUGUCUAUAUGUUUGUUAAAAUAUUUGUUAAAAAUCACAGACAUGAUGUUAGGUGAAGCAGAACAUUAAA